Aspergillus saccharolyticus JOP 1030-1 is the source of this 2634-nucleotide messenger RNA. RefSeq names its product putative C2H2 zinc finger domain protein. Lineage: Eukaryota; Fungi; Ascomycota; Eurotiomycetes; Eurotiales; Aspergillaceae. The transcript is spliced from 2 exons. The record is from RefSeq and is a predicted model, not a curated record. Bases 1 to 2634 code for a protein of 877 amino acids.
AUGGCCAUCUCAUGCCUACCAUACCCCAAGAAAUCCAUUCAGUGGUUCGUAUCUCAGUCCGGAGAAUCUACCGUACCUCAAUCUAACUUCGAUGUUCAGCAACAAAGUCCUUCAUCGAUUAACUCUUUCGGGUCUCCUUCCAUCAGUCUCAGUCCCGCUGACGAUGUCCUUCAUCACGAACUGGACAUCCCUCUCUUUCCAAAUGAUUCCACUAGUUCCCAAGCUGGACUUCAAACUCCAUUUUACAACGGAUUUUCUGCAACCAACUCAGGAAAUGACCAUACCGUUCACGGCCCACUUUACUCUUACUCCGCGCCUGCUCUUCAGUCCUCGAGUGAGCUCUAUCAGGACGAGCUCAAACUCGCCGUGGAACACCUCGUUAAUACGGUUCGAUUGAGCGUUGUGAAGUGCCAAGUUCCUCAGUUACACGACGCAAAAGACCUAUUGCGAGUCACUUUGCACAAGCUAGAUCGACUCAUUCAAGAGCAGAUCGAUCUUUCUCAGAGCCUAGCCGACACUGGUUCCAGAGCCAGCAAGUUUAUCUGCUUGCUCUGCGUUAGUGGACAGCGCAAGCUUUACAACAAUCGCCCUUCUUUCAGGCGUCAUGUUGCAGAUGAGCAUUAUCCUCGGUUUAUCUAUCGUUGUCUCGAUGACACGUGCGCGUGGAAGACUAGAAGGAAAGACAAGGUGCAUUUGCACUUGAGAAACAAUCACGGCUUUCAAUGGCGAGCUACACGCGAGCAAAUCAACCUAGUCGAGACUAGGGUGCCCCCGCCACGUGCAUGCGGUCAGUGUAGACAGCCUGUGGAUUCUUGGGAAGGGUACUUCAAGUGCGUAUCAGAGCAUUGUCGCGUGGCAGGAACUGGCUCGGCAAGCACCAGUGCGAGCCAAAGUCGGCGCAAUAGUGAUGAUCGUGGGCAGGGCAGUGGUGGUCCGGGCAACAAUGAAUCUCAAUACCCUGGGAUUAGCUUCGGACCAAGCAAUGACCAAGCUCCAUCAGCCUCUGGGAACGGAGAAAAUACCUUCUUCGGCACGGGGUAUCAUAACAGACAGUACGUCAAUCCAAUGACCUAUCGCGGAAAAAGCUCAGCGCCAGCGACUCCCCACAAUACGAACUCAGGCAUCGUCUCUGAUGCUGAUGUAUCUCGACCUCUAGGCUUUGAGGACUCACUUUUGAAAGAAACCAGAUGUCAUGGACCAACAAGCCUUAUGACUCACCAUCGGGCAAUGGUGAAGGGGGUCAAUUCAGCCACGUGUUGUCGAGACACUGCGAGACAAGUCUCUGGUCCUCAAGAGUCUCAACCCAGCAAAUGUAGGACUGAGGAUUCCAACAAAAGGGAAUAUCCAGAAGGACCGCCACAGAGCAAGCUUCUUUCCAGACAGGUAGAGAAGCUCCGCCGAGAACAAUCUGAGGGUCAGCCAGAGAAGCCGGAAAAUAAGUGCACUGCUUGUGGGCACGUCUUUGACUUAUGUCCUCGCUGCCGCCAAUCCAAACCACUUUCCGGAACCUGCCAUCAAUGUGCAGAUCAGAUCUGCCAUAUAACAGGCUUUAAAGAGGUAGAGAGUUGUCGAAGUAGCAACUGGGCUUCUGACGUAGAUGGCCAGCAUACUCUGAUAAAUCCUGUCUCUGGUGCAACUUCGUCGCUACCAUCAGCAAAAUCAUUGUUGAGGUCUGGGGCUCCUGGCCGCACUAUGAAGUCCCUUGAAAGAUCUGAAAAGUUCUUAUCUGAAGGAGUCUCAUCAGUGAGCCAUGAGCUCGUUGACUCUUCACAGUCCGGCGAAGCCAAGCCGGAUGGUCAAAAUCACGAACAUUGCACUCCGCAGCAGCGGUCUUUCUUGAAGGCAAUACCUUCGAUUGAUACUAACGUGGCAAUCUCGGCCAAGAUACCUGCGGCAAAGGAGCUCGCAGCUAAUCUGCAUACUCAAGAAAUGUGUCUAUCAGCAAAAAUGCAUGAACUACCGAUAUCGGCCCCAGCACCUACGCCACCCAAAAAAGUACACGAGCAAGGCACUUUCAUCAAACCGAUGGCUCUCGAUAUCACACGCCGCUCUCGGAUCAGGCUAUGCAGCCCGUCUAUACGAGAGUCGAGCUCUCCUUGUUGGGCCAAAGAGCGAGCUACUCGAAAGAAAGGCACAGCCAUGUUGCGAUCACGCCUCCACAUAGUUGAUGAACUGCUUGCCCUUCGCGCAACGACCAUCAAGCGACGAACUAAGCGAAAGUGCCUGACUGAUAGGGCUCCUACAGCUGGGGACCCUGAUCUUUUGACAGCCUGUGCCUGUCCUGAUUUGGCAAAUUCGGAGGAGGUGGUCUCCACGCUACUCGAUGCGGUCAUGAUGUUAGACACUUUCGUAAUAGUGAUCAUCAUAUCGGUGUGGAUAGCGACUGUUGUACCGGACACUGAAGGACAGCGGGAACUUAUGCUCGUCAUGUGGUCGUACAUUAUAAGAUUCUCAAGGGCACACCAGUCGGUCUACGGUUACAGAGCUGAUAGCAUGGCUGCCGAUGGGCGUCCGUGGUGCAUCGGAAUUGGUCACUAUUGGUAUUGUCAUGCGCUGCUGUGGUUUCACCACAUUUUCCCACGUGUCACACUAUACGUGUGUAUCUUCGUGGUCCAACAUUUGAGGAUCAUAUAG